Molecule: messenger RNA, 4327 nt
Organism: Diprion similis
Lineage: Eukaryota; Metazoa; Arthropoda; Insecta; Hymenoptera; Diprionidae
Gene: AGO3
Product: piwi-like protein Ago3
Exons: 12
Coding region: 372-3158 (928 amino acids)
Biological process (GO): regulatory ncRNA-mediated gene silencing
Cellular component (GO): P granule
Molecular function (GO): piRNA binding; protein binding
Source: RefSeq, a predicted model, not a curated record
CGACGUUUACGACACAGGGGAGGAUGUUUGGCGGUUCGUCUUCAGUCGAUUACGGACCGUCAACAGGAUCGGACCGUCGCGAUCUUAGUGCGAGUUGAUGUGAACAAACUAUCCAACCUUUGAUUUCAUCUUCAGCACCAACGGGAAUAUCUCUCACUGCAUUGUGACGUAUACGCAUUACAAGAGAACUGUAAUAUUCGAUACGUUCAAUCAAUGGAUUUCCUCUAGACAUCAAUCGGUUUCACAAUCAAACUUUUGUCACACUGAGUCGAGUCCCGUAGAAUCAGCAAAAGGAACUGACUGUUUCUGUUAUCUGCCUGCCGGAGCUCAUCAACUAGACGUAAGUGUACGCAGCAUCACAUAGAACUGAUAUGGCUGAUGAACGAUUAAGGCCGAUCGGACGUGGUGGUCCGAUGGGCCGGGGCUCGCUUCUGGAUAUGUUGAAAAAACAGAACAGCAGAGGAGAUGCUCCCAUUCCACCUCCAAGUCUCACGCCAGUUGCCGUUUCUAGUCCACUAACUUCGGCCCCAACUUUGGGUCGUGGUCGUGCUGCGCUCUUACAGCUCGUUAAAAAAUCGCCUGAAGGGCCAGUUCAAACUGUUCCAAGUUUUGAACCAGCCCCAAUAUCGACAAUUUCUCAGCAACCUGCAUCAGCUCAAACAUUACCAAUAUCUGAGCAACUUCCACAAGCUCGCGGCAGAGCGUCACUUCUUGGUUUGAUGAAAAAGCCAAUGCCGUUUCAAGGGACGUCGCAAGCUUCAAUGCAAUACACCCCUCCAGGACCCUCGGGUGACUUACCAAGUCGGGCGAUUAGUGCAAUGUCUAAUCUGACAAUUACUGAGUCUGUUGCUGAAUCUGAGCCAAUAUCACGGAAAGGUGUAAGCGGCACAAUAGUUAAUUUGAGUGCCAAUUAUAUACGCCUGAACGUGGACCAAGGUAGAGGUGUACAUGAGUAUGAAGUCAAGUAUUCUCCUGACCUGGAUUCACGUCCUUUACGAAGUAAAUUGUUGUACCAACAUUCAGUGACCCUUGGUGAAGCCAAAAUAUUCAAUGGAGUAACUUUACACCUCGCCCAGCCAUUACCACAAAAUAGGACAGAGCUGCAAUCACAACACCCGAUGGAUGGGUCUAUCGUAAAGCUAACGAUAAUUUUCAAGAAACAGCGUCGACUCGGUGAACUCCCCGGACUAUUCAAUGUUUUAUUCAAGCGUGUAAUGUAUGCCCUGGAUUUGGUACAAAUUGGCCAAAAGCAUUUCAACUCCAGGGCAGCUCAUUCUGUGCCCCAGCAUAGGCUGGAAUUGUGGCCAGGAUACGUUACUGCCAUUGACGAAUAUGAGGGUGGCCUUCAACUUUGUCUUGAGAGCACUCAUAGAGUCUUGCGCACAGAAACUGUGCGUGAUCUCAUCAACCAAGUGUAUACCAAACAUUCGUCUGGUCAUUUUCGAGAUGCAGUUAUGAAAGAAUUAAUGGGUGUAUCCGUAUUAACCCGUUAUAACAACAAAGUUUAUCGUAUUGAUGAUAUAAAUUGGGAUGAAAAUCCUCUUAAAGAGUUUACUUUGAGCAAAGAUCCACAAAGCAAAAUGAGCCUUUACCAGUAUUACAAGAAUCACUGGAAUAUUGAAAUCAGAGACCAAAAGCAACCUCUCCUGAUACAUAGAGCAAAAAAAAGACUCCCCUCUGGCGAGCAAGUUGAGGAAAUUCUUGACUUGAUACCAGAGUUGUGCUACCUGUCCGGCCUCACUGAGUCUAUGCGACAAGAUUUUAAAGUGAUGAAAGACGUAUCAGAAGUGACCAGAAUAUCACCUGAGCACCGUGUUAAUGUUGCUCACCGGUUUGUUCAAGAAGUAAAGAAAAAUGAAAUUGCUCGCAAAUUGUUAGCCAGCUGGGGAUUGAACUUGGCUGAUCACGUCGUUGACCUUCCUGGAAGAGUCUUAGCAGCAGAGACAAUUUUCUUCGGAAAUAACAAACUAGUCAAAGGUUCGGCUAAUGCUGAUUGGAACAGUGCUGCAUGUCGUUUACCAAUGCUGAGUACACCUGGUCUAAAAAAUUGGUGUCUCAUUUACUGCCAAAGAGAUUCCAAGUCAGCAGAAGACUUCGGCCAGAUGUUCCCAAAGGUCAGUGAGGCCAUGGGAAUGCAAGUUUCUAGUGGCCGUCUAAUUAAGCUAAGAGAUGAUCGAACCGAAACUUUCCUAAGAGAGUUAAGACAAAAUAUUGCCCCGCAAAUGGAAAUUAUGGUUAUUGUGUUUCCUACACUUCGCAAUGAUAGAUAUGCAGCUGUCAAAAAACUUUGCUGUGUUGAAAUGCCAAUUGCAUCUCAAGUGAUAAUUUCUAGAACAAUAAAUCGUCCAGACAAGCUCAAAAGUGUUACCCAGAAAAUUGCCUUGCAAAUAAAUUGCAAGCUUGGUGGCACUCUAUGGGCCUUAAAAUCACCCAUGGAUAAUGUUAUGGUCUGUGGGAUUGAUAUACAUCAUGCAGGUGCCGGCCAGAGCAAACAUGGAAGUGUUGCUGGUUUUGUGGCCAGUCUUGAUAAACCUUUCACACGAUGGUUCAGCAAAGUUUGUCUGCACAGACCUAAUCAAGAGUUAAUUGACGCUCUAAAAGUGUGCCUGAUUUCUGCAUUGAAGGUUUAUUUCAAGGUUAAUCAGCGUUUUCCUACUCGAAUAAUAAUAUAUCGUGAUGGUGUGGGCGAUGGUCAAUUGGAGGUUGUCAAAAAUUUUGAAGUGAAGCAACUGGAAGAAUCCUUUGUGUUGAUUGCCCCAGACUAUAAGCCCACGCUUACUGUCAUCAUCGUACAAAAGAGGAUCAAUACAAAAAUUUUCUUGAACGAGGGAAACCGUUUGGCUAAUCCUCCCCCUGGAACAGUGGUGGACCACACAAUAACACGUCGUAACUAUUACGACUUUUUCUUAGUUAGUCAAAACGUUCGUCAAGGUACCGUUUCACCAACUCACUACUUGGUUAUUCAUGACACAAGUGAUAUGAAGGCUGAUUAUGUGCAAAGACUGAGCUUUAAACUCUGCCACAUGUACUACAACUGGCCAGGUACCAUUAGAGUACCUGCCCCUUGUCAAUACGCGCACAAACUUGCGUUUCUAGUCGGUCAGAGUAUACAAAUGGAUCCUGCCCAAAUGUUGGCAGAAAAACUUUUUUAUCUGUAGGAACUUGCGCCGUUUUCUCGAGUACAGAGUAAUUGGCGCAGUUACCCACGUGGGAUACACGUGAAAACAAAGUUCAUUAGAUUUUUAAGACUGUUUUUCAGACUAUCGUAUACACGAUGACCCAAGCAUCCUUGAAGCAUCGGCUUUUCUAUUCAGAUAAUCCGCGUCUUCCUUCAGUAGACUACGAAUUCGUUCGGUAAUGAAUUUUAAUGCAGUAUUAACUGAAAACUAUCAAUGUUUCAAUUUAUAUAAAAAAAUUUCGUUACCAGCUCAUGUCUACAAUACAGGACAGAGCCUUUUUGUCAGUCAGACAAGACCAUUACGUGUUGCAUAAAUACGUAAAGCUAAACUACAAGUGGUUCGUUUUUUUUUCCGUUUUUGUUAUUAAUAAUUUUACUAUUAUUUAAGAACGAGAUCAUGUCGUUAUGGCAUACAAUAUGUGAGUGUCAUGUAUGCCACUUACAGAUUCUUUCUACUGUCGAUAUAUUUGUGUUUAACAUUCGAUUCUUAAAAAAAAAAACAAGCCAUGAUAAAGCUUCAAGGCGAAAAUCUAGCAUUUCUAAUCACUAUAUAAUACUCACAAAAAAAUUGAUUUAAGUCAAAUUUGUUAUAGUACCUAAACUAGGAUAACUUGAAGAAAGUUCUGUUGUAUUCAUCAAUUAAUUUUAUUUCUCCAACCUCGACACGUGUCGGAUAAACCUAGAUAACAUUAAUAUGCUAUACCAAAUAUUAUGGAUAUAUCUAAUUGUUGUUACCCAACGCUAAAGCUGUGACUAAAAUCGUUGAUAAGGUCUUACUUAUCUUGAUAUGUCUUCAGAGCUAGGAUAAAGAUAUAAUGUUAGUAUUACGAAUUAAUCGUGAACGUAAUUACUAUUUCCUCGUUUGAAUUAAUUGUUAUCAAAGAGUUAUAUUAUUUCACAACUUUUAUAAUAAUGUAGAAACAAAGAAUCUCCAUUAUUAAAACUCUAAAGAAAGCUAAUUUUCGGUAUGAAGUGAUAAUCCAAUUUUCUUUGCUCGCGAAAAUAUAUUCUAUGUAGAACUCUUUUUUAUACAAAUAAAUUAAUGCAUACUAAUUUUAUUGUACCCAAUUCCUUACACAUGCGUAUAAUGUUUCAAAGAUUAGAAAGUAUUUUCAAAAACAAGAUAAUUAAGGGGUCUGACUGAGCCUG